Molecule: messenger RNA, 5241 nt
Organism: Pieris rapae (cabbage white)
Lineage: Eukaryota; Metazoa; Arthropoda; Insecta; Lepidoptera; Pieridae
Gene: Oatp30B
Product: solute carrier organic anion transporter family member 5A1
Exons: 16
Coding region: 340-3420 (1026 amino acids)
Biological process (GO): transmembrane transport; sodium-independent organic anion transport
Cellular component (GO): membrane
Molecular function (GO): protein binding
Source: RefSeq, a predicted model, not a curated record
UGUGAUCCGUCAUCAGUCAUCAUCUGUGGUUCGACGUUGAAUUUCGUUCAUGUGUUUAGUGAUUGUGAUGUGAAAUUUCGAUGGAUUUCUCUGUAUAGUUUUUAUUAAUUACUUUGGGAUUUUUUGGUUUUAAUCACAACUAAAAUAGAAAGGUCAGUGGCAUGGAAAUUUCAUUGUUUACAUAAAUACUACAGUGAUAUUACGUCGACAUAAGUGCAGUCCAUUUCACAAUAGAAAAUAUUUUGUUUUUCUAGCGCUUACAACAGAAUACAUAGAACGUGGAGCAGUGUCGAGCAAAUUGUUAUGGGCGUGCGGUGAGAAGCAGAAUAUAUCUACACAAUGGAAGGCGAGAAACAGCAGAGUGCCGGUGGCGCAAACGCCGCGCCACAACACAGGAAGGGACACAGGAGACAAGAAUCAAUGUACGCCAUGACAGGCUUAUACGCGGAGUCCGGUUGCACAGAGGGUGCAACCGACGCAGCCGGUCCCAGCGCCCCACCAUCGCAUCCCCCACGAGAAUCUAUCAAAUGUCACAGCAGAAACCCAUCAGCUGGUUUAUGCGACAGAGAUCGGGAACGAGAGAAAGAGAAAGAGAAGCCUCACCAGUUAUUCCCAGAAAUAUUAGACAUUCCUCAUGACACACGAGACUGCGGUAUCCUAUCGUGGAGGCCGUUAUUUAUACAGAGAUUCUCUAGUAUUAAAGUUUUCGUAUUUUUCCUUUCGUUCCUGGUGACGCUUCAACAGGCGUUAAGCUCUGGGUACAUCAAUUCUGUGAUUACAACAAUAGAGAAACGUUUCGAGAUACCUUCCAGCCUCUCUGGGCUCAUUGCGAGCAGCUAUGAGAUUGGCAACGUCAUCACUGUAAUUUUUGUGUCAUAUUUGGGCAGUAGACGACAUAUUCCUGUGUGGAUUGCAGUUGGUGCCGUUAUAAUGGGUAUUGGAUCGCUGGUGUUUGUCGUUCCGCACUUUAUAGCGGAAGUGAACAGCGAAAUGCUGUCGAACAACAAAUCAGAGGAAAACAUCUGUCGGCCUGCCUUCCUGGAACAGGAUAUGGGAGGACUGGGAAGGUUGUCGCAAGGGCUCAGACCGAGCAAUUUGAGACCCGACAAUUGUAUUAAGAGUUCACCGAGCACAUUCGGACCGGUGAUGGUGUUCAUCGUCGCACAAGUGUUAUUGGGAUGUGGGGGUUCACCCCUUCUCACACUCGGCACCACGUAUGUGGACGACCACGUAAGACCAGAGUCCUCCAGUAUGUAUAUAGGUUGUAUGUACAGUAUGGGCGCUUUUGGCCCGGUCUUGGGCUUUUUACUUGGUGCUUAUCUUCUUUCUUUUCACAUGGACUCCCUCUCUGGUGGACCUACAGUAGAUCCCACUGACCAUAGAUGGGUAGGAAUGUGGUGGGGUGGAUUUCUACUCGGUGGUCUUUUACUUAUCCUUAUAGCCAUACCAUUCUUCUCCUUCCCCAAAGUGUUGGUACAUGAAAAGGAGAAAAUAAGACUGGUGGAAAAAGCAGCUGCCGCCAGUGGGUCCGGUACAUCUAAACCGCCACCUAAACCUCAGAGUGGUAUCAAGGAUUCUGGAUAUGGCAAAGAUAUAAAAGAUAUUCCUGUGUCAAUGUGGCGUCUUCUCAAGAAUCCCGUCUACGUGGUGACGUGUUUAGGCGCCUGCAUGGAGCUGAUGAUUGUAUCUGGAUUUGUCGUAUUUCUGCCCAAGUAUUUGGAGACUCAAUUCAGUCUGGGAAAGAGUCAAGCCAGCAUGUUCACAGGAUCUGUGGCCAUCCCAGGAGCCUGUAUCGGCAUUUUCAUGGGAGGUUGCCUUCUGAAACGUCUGGAGCUUCGACCGAAGGGUGCGGUUCAAUUCGUCCUGAUAUCAAACACUAUAUGUCUCUCGUGCUAUGCUUUACUAUUCUUUCUGGGAUGCGAUAACAUCAAGAUGGCUGGAACAACUAUACCUUAUACGAACCAUAGCAAUCUAGAGCCGUUUAAAGUGAAUCUGACGGCUGCGUGCAACUUCAACUGUUUGUGUACCGAAACUGACAUGGAGCCAGUGUGUGGGAACAAUGGGCUCACAUACUUCUCUCCUUGUCACGCCGGAUGUGCCGCUUUCUCUUCCUCGAGAUCUAACUUUACAAACUGCGCUUGUGUACAUGAAAACAGUCGGGAUGCAAUGGGCGUGGCCUCUGUAGUGGGCGGGGCAUCCGCCGCGGCCUUAACUGCGGGUGCGCACGAGUACAGCGAAGUCACGGUGGUGCCUGUUGCCACGGCUGGCGCUUGCAAUCCGCCAUGCACCACAAUCUUUCCCUUCUUGGUGCUGCUCUUCUUCAUGACUUUUGUAGUCGCUGUAACCCAGAUGCCUCUACUUAUGAUCGUGCUAAGAUCAGUAAGCGAAGAAGAGCGUUCGUUCGCGCUGGGCAUGCAGUUUGUGAUAUUCCGUGUGUUCGGUUACAUCCCGGCACCUAUAGUGUUCGGCAACCUUAUUGACUCGACGUGUCUUCUGUGGAAGCAAACCUGCAGUGGCGUCAACGGAGGCCGUUGUCUUCUCUAUGACAUCGAACAGUUUCGAUACAGAUACGUAGGACUCUGCGGAGGCAUCAAGAUAGUGGCGUUGGGGAUAUUUAUGGUAGACUGGUGGUUGGUCAGACGCCGCCGUCAUCUUGAGAAUGUCCCACCCCUUGACCACAAGGACAUUGCUGGCUCCAUCAUCAGCCUCGACAAAUUGUUCGAAGAACUGCCAUCAGCGGAUAACGCGAGUGGCUUCAGGUCUGGGUUGACCACCGGCCCUAGUUCCGCGAUCACAUCUCCAAUGGACCCAGAUAUUCAACCAGAACAUCACGGCACCAAACUACAGCGGACAGAUUCCCAGUACUCGCAGGAUUCCCAACCUCGCACGAUCGGAAAGAACUCAAGAGUUCUGGUAGCUUCACGUCAUCUGCGCAACGACUCCAAAACAAUACAGCUGGAGCCCCGCGGGAGGCAACACUCCUUGGAUGAACCUGAACGAUCUCGCCCCGUCAGAAGCGACUCGAAACAUUCCCGGGAUGCUUUCCCGCGCUCAACGUCACGUGACUUCAGCGGACACUCGAGGAACAGCUCCCGUGACUUCAAAGUCCACUCCCGAGGGGACUCCCGAGAUCUAAGCCUGGAACAGCUCAAGCAGCUGGCACUUAAGAGCAUGGAGAGUCUCGACCUCACUGUUCUGCCGCUGAGCAAAUGUACAGACGAAGAGAGCAAACGCCUCAUCGAAAGUGCGGGUGUUCUACGCCAUAGACGGACCAACUCGAAAGAUUUGAAACCACCGGAGACGAAACACAAGCGGACAUCGUCCCAUCACAUCACAAUGGAGCCAAACGAGCUCAGUCUUCAGAUACAAAAAGGUCGUAGUGCCGACCAGCUCUCGGUGCCAUCCAAUCCGCAAGUUUGAGAUGUCCUUAGGUAUGAGGAAGUGAUAGGUGAUGGGCUAAUGUGCUGAGUGAAAAGCAUCUGCUCCAACCUCCACAGGGAAUCUCAAGACGGAGUAUUUUCGUGGCGACAAAAAAAACUUUAGUGAAAUUUUAAAGACUAAAUUCGAAAGUGAGUGAUAACUAGAGUAAAUAAUUUCUAUAUUCUUCACUAUUACAUUGUUAAUUGAUGAAUGAAUAAAUGAGAAGACUGUACAAAUUAUUUCAUCUAAUAGCUUAAACAAUGCAAGUGAUUGAAAACCAUAUCUUAGUAGAUAUUAGGCUUACCAUUCAAACUUGCUUUUGGCAGUUCUGUAGUGCCGAUCGUAGGUACAUUUAAUCUAAAGCAUCUUUUAUUUUGUAUUCACUUUAGGAAAAUUUUAGUGCAAUCUAUGAAUAUGUAAAUUUCAUAAUGAUAAUUAUUUCAGGUUAAAGUAGUAAAUUUAAUAGAUAAUGUUAUUACAUUCAAAAUUACUAUUUGUACUUAAUUGUCUUAAGCAAUAAUUUCAUUUCAGUGUGAUAGCAGAUUAUAUAUAUUUAUAUUUUGACAUGUCCCAGAAAAUUAUUCACAAAUUACAUAUAUUUACACUAUAACAGAAAUAUUAAUAACACAAGGCCUUAAUACAAAAAACGAAGAUAUUCAAAAUGUUGGAUGCCCUUAUUAAAAUAUCUGGUUCAAUUAAAAUCUUUAGAAAGUACAAAGUAAAGUAAUUAUGUCAAAUUCUUAAGAUAAUGUCGUUUCUUUAUUUUAUAUAGAUUUUGUUAAAAUAGACAAUUUAAUUAUAAGAAAGAAUAAAGUGCAUCCAACUACUCGGCGGCGCACUUUUAUUAUACACUAAUGAUAACCUUUUAGUACAUAAUAUCCUGCACAAAAUAAGACCUUUUCAAUAUAAGAUAGUAAAUGUUUUGUUUGUUAGACAUUCCUAUAAAAUAUAUUUCCUUAGUGAUCAAUAAAUUUUUAAAAAUACUAGAGUAGAAUAUAGAACACCAAUACUAUUAUUUUGGAUUUCAAAUUAUCUAAGUGAUUGAAAUAUUUACGUCAUGCGCAUAUAGAAAUUGUUUUAUCAGAAUUAUGUCUAAAUUUUGUUUCAAUUAAUACAAAAAUCUGAAGAAAAGGAAAACAGAAAUGUAAAAAUUUAGGUAGUUAAACUCCAAUUAAGAUAAUCACUUCCAAUUUAUAAUAUCUUUGAGUGAUUCAUAGUAUUCUCGUAUUGAUAGUGAUCGUGAUGUUGAUAAGUGAGAAAGGAAAUUUUUUUGUUUUAUAUAUAUACUUCUUACAAACUUAGUAGCAGUUUUUCUGUCUGUUCUCACAUUGGGAGUUGUUAUAUAUUACAAAUACUAAUUUUAUGUCCAAAUCUACUUGAUUUCAAAACACUGGGGCAAUUUAAAAAAUAUUAAAAUCUAAAAUAACUUUUGUUUCAUAUAUUCAUGUUUUGUUAUUAUUUACUUAUUGGAAUUUAUAAUUAUCUGUCAAUUUAUGGGCUGAAAUUUAAAAUUAUAGACUUUAAUUACUAUCAUAGUGAUCCACAUUAUUUUAGUAUAUUUUUUUUAAUGUAUCACAGAGAUUAGUGAAAAGACAAUUGUGUAUGUGUAAAUUUUGUCUUAGUGUAAUUAUUAAUUUUAAGAGAGUCAUAGUUUGAUAUGAAUAAUGUGUUUAUCUAAAAAUGCCUUACAAUAGCCUUAAGACUUGAUACUGAUUUAGCUGUACUGUUGUCACAUCAAUCACCAACAUUAUUGUUUGGUAUUGAUAUCUAAACUAAUUUGUUGCAUUUAGUGAUAAAUAAAAAUUGCAUACAUAUUUUAAA